Molecule: messenger RNA, 675 nt
Organism: Botrytis fragariae
Lineage: Eukaryota; Fungi; Ascomycota; Leotiomycetes; Helotiales; Sclerotiniaceae
Product: putative transmembrane emp24 domain-containing protein 9 protein
Exons: 3
Coding region: 1-675 (224 amino acids)
Biological process (GO): intracellular protein transport; endoplasmic reticulum to Golgi vesicle-mediated transport; Golgi organization
Cellular component (GO): COPII-coated ER to Golgi transport vesicle; endoplasmic reticulum; endoplasmic reticulum-Golgi intermediate compartment
Source: RefSeq, a predicted model, not a curated record
AUGCGCACAUCUCUCCCCCUCAUUGGGGCCGCUCUCUCCGUCCUCCUUGCCCCAGUUCAAUCCCUCUACUUUUAUAUCGACGGCUCAGCACCCAAAUGUUUCUUCGAGGAAUUACCCAAAGACACAUUGGUAGUAGGCCAUUAUACCGCUGAGGAAUACGAUGAAAAUACAAGACAAUGGAGUAAACAUGAUGGAUUAAACAUUUUUAUUUCUGUAGAUGAAGUCUUCGACAACGACCACCGAGUAGUUUUCCAAACCGGUUCAUCUUCUGGUCGUUUCACCUUCACAGCCGCCGAUUCUGGCGACCACAAAAUCUGCUUUACUCCCUCCUCCACCUCCGGUUCUAGCAAUUGGCUCAGCGCAUUACAUUCAAAUGGCGGUAUUAAAUUGACUCUCGAUAUGGCAAUUGGAGAGACGAGCCAGAUUGAAAGUGACGAUAAGGGAAAAAUCAACGAUAUUGUGCAAAAGGUCAAGGAUUUGAAUGGCAGAUUGCAGGAUAUUAGAAGGGAACAGGUUUUCCAACGGGAACGCGAAGCCGAAUUCCGCGACCAAUCCGAAUCCACCAACGCGCGCGUCGUCCGCUGGACACUAAUCCAACUCGUCGUCUUGGGAAUUACUUGCGCAUGGCAACUCUCGCAUCUGCGAUCCUUCUUCAUCAAGCAGAAAUUGACUUAG